Messenger RNA from Arachis ipaensis, 597 nucleotides. RefSeq lists its product as uncharacterized. Lineage: Eukaryota; Viridiplantae; Streptophyta; Magnoliopsida; Fabales; Fabaceae. The record is from RefSeq and is a predicted model, not a curated record.
AUGAACAACAGGAUAAAGAGGUGUGAGGAAGAGAUUAAGAAGAUAGAUGAUAUAGUUAGUGAUGGUAAUUAUGACGGAACGGUGGAGGCUCGACGGAAUGCUCUUGUGACUUGUUGUGCAAAGUGGUAUGCUAGAAAGGAGAUUCAUUGGAAGCAGAUAUCUCGGUCUCAACAUUCUAGAGAUAUGGACAAGAACACUAGAUACUUUCAUAACCUAGUAUCAGCUAGAAGGAGAAACAACAUAAUCGAUUCUCUGGUAAUUAAUGGAAGGUUAGUGCGGAAUCAAUCCAGAAUAAAGGUUGCGAUUAUAGAUUUUUAUAGAGAACUAUAUCGGCAGAAAUAUGCUCCUAGGAUUAGGAUCCGUGAUGGGUUGGUAAAGCAAAUUGAUGAAGAAGAGGCAGCAGAGUUAGAGGCAAUGCCACCGCCUGAGAAAAUACGACAGGCGGUUUGGGAUUGUGAGUCCAAUAAAGUGUUAGGUAGUGAUGGAUAUAAUAUGAACUUCAUAAAAUACUGGGGUGAGAUUGGCCAGGAUUUUACUGCAGUUGUAUUGGGAUUCUUUCAAAGUGCAAAGCUACCAAUGGAUGCUAAUAUAACAUAG